UGCUCAAUGAGUUUUGGUUCCGGGGUCAAAGCAUACUGGGGACCCACGUUGCGUAAGGAGGGCGUGAGGGGAGAGCGGUACCGCUAGCACGGGCAAGCAGAACUCUGCAGCCCCGCAGUGAAGGCAAGGACACGAGGAGGGCUGAGGUGGGGGCGUCCCUCCACGCCUGGAGUUCUGCCGUUUGGAGUGUGCCGGGUGUGUGUGGGAGGGACCGCGAGCAUGAGACGGGCGGCCGGAGAAGGACCCGGAGAAUGUGUGGAGGGGUCGUGGAUGGGAGAAGAUGACAAAGCAACCGUGGCUGUGAGGGCUGGGUAGAGGGUCCCAGAGCUUAGGUAGUGCGAGGAGAAGCGGUGAAGGCACCCCGGUGGUCAGGGAGCCGCUGUAGGAGGACUGAGAAAUCUGAGGGGUGAGGGAGCCACGAAGGAGGUACCGGGGUGGUGGACGAGGGAGAAGUGCCCCCAGAGCGAGCAAGCUGUAGUCUGUGGGCUGGGAAAGUUACCCAAACUAGGGAUCCAGGACUUUUCCUGCUCCGUCAGCAAUGUGGGGCCGCCUCCGAGGGGCAUACCCCCUCCGUGUCCUGCUGCCCCUGCGUGGGGAGUGGAUGGCUCGGAGGGGCCUGCCACGAAGCUUGGGCCCCGGCCCUCCUCGGCGGCGGUACCGGAAGGAGGCUCUCCCAGCCACCGAUGUGCCAGUGUUGCCCAUAACCACGACCGAGAUCCGCCAGUAUUUGCGGACGCGCGGGAUCCCCUUCCAGGAUGGCCACAGCUGCCUGCGGGCACCAAGCCCUUUUGUGGGGUCCUCGCAGGCCAUGGACCAGCCGGGCGCAACCCCUUCCUUCAGCCUCUUCAUCGACAAGACCACGGGUCGAUUCCUGUGCACCGCCAGCCUGGCAGAGGGCAGCUGGGAAGACUUCCAGGCCAGCGUGGAGGGUAGAGGGGAUGGGGCCAGAGAAGGGACCCUGUUGAGUGAGCCCCUGGAGGCUGAGGACAGCGAGGAGGUCCGCAGGAUCUGGGACCGAGCGGUCCCUCUCUGGGAGCUGCCAGACCAAGAGGAGGCCCAGCUGACUCGGGUGAUGUUCGGCCUUAACAAGGUGACAGAUGACACGUUGAGGUGCUUCAGUGUGCGCUACCUACGGCCAGCUCGCAGCCUGGUCUUUCCUUGGUUCUGCCCAGGGGGCUCCGGAUUAAGGGGCCUGAAGUUGCUGAGGGCCGAAGGCCAGGGGGAUGCGGUGAAUUACGUGGAAACCACCAUUCCCCGGCCUGGGGCCUACCAUAACCUGUUCGGGUUACCACUGAUUACUCGCCGCGAUGUGGAGGUGGUCCUGACCAGUCGGGAGCUGGACAGCCUGGCCUUGUACCAGUCCACAGGCCUGCCCACCCUAACCCUCCCCCGAGGCACGGCCUGCCUACCACCUGCCCUGCUCCCUUACCUCGAACAAUUCCGGCGCAUCUUCUUCUGGUUGGGGGAUGACCUGCGCUCCUGGGAAGCCGCCAAGCUGUUUUCCCGAAAGCUUAACUCCAAGCGCUGCUCAUUAGUGCGGCCUGGGGAGCAGCAGCCCCGACCCCUGGAAGCCCUGAACCGAGGCUUGAAUCUUUCUCGAAUUCUGCGCACUGCCCUGCCAGCCUGGCACAAGUCCAUCGUGUCCUUCCGGCAGCUGCGGGAGGAGGUGCUAGGAGAACUCUCCAACGUGGAGCAGGUGGCUGGUGUCUGCUGGAGCCGCUUUCCAGACCUCAACCGCCUGCUCAAAGGGCAUCGGAAGGGCGAGUUGACUGUCUUCACAGGGCCGACUGGCAGCGGGAAAACGACGUUCAUCAGUGAGUACGCCCUGGACCUGUGUACACAAGGCGUGAACACGCUGUGGGGCAGCUUCGAGAUCAGUAACGUAAGGCUGGCCCGGGUCAUGCUCACGCAGUUUGCUGUGGGGCGGCUGGAGGAUCAACUGGACAAGUAUGACGAGUGGGCUGACCGCUUCGAAGACCUGCCCCUCUACUUCAUGACUUUCCACGGGCAGCAGAGCAUCAAGUCUGUGAUUGACACAAUGCAACACGCAGUCUACGUGUAUGAUGUAUGUCACGUGGUCAUCGACAACCUGCAGUUCAUGAUGGGUCAUGAACAGCUGUCCACAGACAGGAUUGCAGCUCAGGACUACAUCGUCGGGGCCUUUCGGAAGUUCGCCACAGACAAUAGCUGCCAUGUGACCCUGGUCAUUCACCCCCGGAAGGAGGACGAUGACAAGGAACUACAGACAGCCUCCAUUUUUGGCUCAGCCAAAGCCAGCCAGGAGGCAGACAAUGUUCUGAUCUUGCAAGACAGGAAGCUGGUGACCGGGCCAGGGAAACGGUAUCUACAGGUGUCCAAGAACCGCUUCGAUGGAGACGUGGGUGUUUUCCCGCUUGAGUUCAAUAAGAGUUCUCUGACUUUUUCCAUCCCCCCGAAGAGCAAGGCCCGGCUCAAGAAAAUCAAGGAUGACAAUGGCCUUGUAGCCAAAAAGUCCUCUUCUGGCAAAAAAGGUGCUGUGACCCAGAGCUCUGAGACUUGAGCCUCAGCCCCCUGGUCCCUACAAGCCAGAGUCCUCCAAGCCAGGGAGGUGAAGGUGGUGUCAAGGUGGCCAGAUGGACGGCCUGGGGCGCAGGCUCUGUCUCGGGCCUCUGCCCUGCUGUCCUGAGCUCUGGACCCUCCUCCAUUUGGCAGGGUUCUGUAGUGAGAAAAUGCAGCUGAACGGAUAUUUGAGACCUCCCCAUGUGCCAGGCUUUGUUUGCAGUCUUGUUUAUGCGUCACUGAGAAGAUAGAUAUGGCCUCUGCUCCUGGUGGGGAGACCAGACACGCAGUGAAUAAACAGAAAGCAGUUCCAAACAGAGAAAAACACCAGGAAGAAAAUGCUAAUGCAACAGUGUGCCGGUGGCCUAGUUUAGAUUAAGUGAUCUGAGCAGGGGCAUCUAGCCUGGGGCCUGCAGAACCAGAAAGUGAGUCACAUGUGCAUGUGGAGAAAGAGAUCCAAACAAGGAAGGUCAUGGCAGAGCCCUCCAGUGGCGAUGACCAAGUUGAGUGGAAGGCAGUGAGGUCAGGCACCUGGAACCUAGAUAGAAAUGCGGGAGUUCCUGCCCCUUUUGCCCAGGCUUUUGGAGCCAGAGGAUGGCAUGGUGGGUGUCAAGCCACUCUGCCUCCUGCCGUGUAGAGCCUGGCAUGAGGGGAGAACUCAGUAGAAUUCGGUCCUGGGCUGCUCAGGGCCUCUGGUGGCAGCUACCUCCCAAGAGACUGCAUGGCCACAGAACCUUAGGAGGAAGCUGUGAGCCCACAAAACUUGCCCCUCAUUACUGAUUCCUUUGUCUGCUGUACCAUGCAGCUAGCAUUAGAACUUUUUGUAGCAUCUUUUCCAAUUUUACUGGGGAAAAAAAGAUUUUGUCAUCAA
Molecule: messenger RNA, 3409 nt
Organism: Ochotona princeps (American pika)
Lineage: Eukaryota; Metazoa; Chordata; Mammalia; Lagomorpha; Ochotonidae
Gene: TWNK
Product: twinkle mtDNA helicase
Exons: 5
Coding region: 539-2539 (666 amino acids)
Biological process (GO): mitochondrial DNA replication
Cellular component (GO): mitochondrion
Molecular function (GO): 5'-3' DNA helicase activity; ATP binding; single-stranded DNA binding
Source: RefSeq, a predicted model, not a curated record